This is a messenger RNA of Frankliniella occidentalis (western flower thrips), 702 nucleotides long. RefSeq names its product 26S proteasome non-ATPase regulatory subunit 10-like. The record is from RefSeq and is a predicted model, not a curated record. Lineage: Eukaryota; Metazoa; Arthropoda; Insecta; Thysanoptera; Thripidae. Gene Ontology annotation, cellular component: nucleus; cytoplasm. Gene Ontology annotation, molecular function: protein binding.
UGGCUCUACAUGCUAAGGAGACGAUUCACGACAUUGCCUAUAAAGGUGAUAUCCACACAAUCAAGUUAAAGCUGCAAGAAGAUAGUAAACUUCUGACCAAGAAAGAUGAUAAUGACAGAUUGUUGAUUCACUGGGCUGCUUUGGGAGGACACGAAGAGCUCCUGAAGCUGCUGUCAGAUCUUGGCUCACCAAUAGACAGCAAAGACGAUAUUGGUUCUACUCCACUAAUAUUAGCUGCUUCCGCUGGAAAGGAGCAAGUGGUGCAUACACUUUUAUCUCUAGGGGUGAAUGUAAAUUCGCAGAAUAAUGAGGGUCAUUCAGCUUUGCAGUAUGCUUCAUCUAAAGGAUGGUUAGAGAUUGUCCAAAAACUGUUGUCUAGCCAUGCCAACGUUAAUAUCACUGACAAACGAGGGGCGACACCUCUGCACAGAGCUGCUUCUCGAGGAAACACAAACAUUGUGAAAGAAUUGCUUGCCUGUGGCAACCAACUAGUGGUAGAUGCAAAGGAUGCUUAUGGCAAUACACCACUGCAUCUUUGCUGUGAAGAAGAUAGAGCAGAGGAAGCAGGUUUACUUGUGCAGCAUGGUGCAAGCCUGACAAUCAAAAACAAAGAGGAGAAAACUCCUCUCGAUCUUGCACCACCGACUUUAGCUCGCCAACUUAAGAACUGGGUGGAGCAAUAAAAAAUGAUCUUCAAUAAAA